Acomys russatus (golden spiny mouse) is the source of this 939-nucleotide messenger RNA. RefSeq names its product TNF receptor superfamily member 13B (gene Tnfrsf13b). The transcript has 6 exons. Bases 1 to 861 code for a protein of 286 amino acids. The record is from RefSeq and is a predicted model, not a curated record. Gene Ontology annotation, cellular component: plasma membrane. Lineage: Eukaryota; Metazoa; Chordata; Mammalia; Rodentia; Muridae.
AUGGAGAUACAGAAGGGACGUCCUGCGUCUAUAACCGGGUGCUGGACCCGAUUCCAGAUUCUCAUCCUCUGGAAGUCUCCUGUCAGGCAAGGACUGGCGGCCAGGGUGGCUAUGGCAUCCUGCCCCAAAGGGCAGUACUGGGACUCCUUGUCGAAAACCUGUAUCUCCUGUGCAGUGACCUGCAGCCAGAGAAGCCAGCGCACCUGUACAGACUUCUGCAAGUUCCUCAGUUGCCGAAAAGAGCAAGGCAAGUAUUAUGACCAUCUCCUGGGGGCCUGUGUCAGCUGCGACUCCACCUGCACACAGCACCCUCAGCAGUGUGCGCACUUCUGUGAGAAAAGGGCCAGAAGCCAGGCGAACCUCCAGCCUGAGUUCAGGAGACCGUGGGCUGGGGAGGUGGAAGCCAGGCCGGAUACCUCAGGAAGGCACCAGGGAGCGGAGCAUGGAGGCUUGCAGGAGGGCCCAGGAUUGAAGCUGAGCAGCGACCUAGUUCUAGUCUACAGCAUACUGGGGCUCUGCCUCUGUGCCAUCUUCUGCUGUUUCUUGGUGGCUGUGGCCUGCUUCCUCCGGCGUAGAGGAGAGCCGCUUCCCAGCCAGCGUGCAGGGUCCUGUAGGUCACAAGCAAAGUCUCCCCACCGGCCCGCGACGGAGGCUCGCAGCGAGGUGGUCUUGCCACCCCAGCCUGUCGAGACGUGCAGCUUCUGCUUCCCGGAGCGCGGGUCGCCCACGCAGGAGAGCGCGCGUGCGCUCGGGAUGCUCGGCUUCGCAGGCACCGCCACCCAGCAGCCCUGUGAGCUCGCAUCGGUCGGCGGCCUGGGUGUCCUGCGAGUGCCCACCGGGGACACGCGUCCGGGAGCUUGACAGCCAGCGAAGGAGGAGGACCGGGAAGUGAGAGGAUGGAAUGCGAGGACUUGGGAAGUGGUGGACAAGAGACCAGAU